AUGGAGGAGUACAUCUCCCUUGGUCAUAUGACUCUUUGCGAUGAGAUUGAAGAUGGCUAUUACCUUCCUCAUCACGCCGUUAUCAAGGAGUCCAGUGAAACUACCAAGGUUCGUGUAGUGUUCGAUGCCUCGGCUAAAACGUCUACUGGCAUCUCGCUUAAUGAUACUCUUCUGGUCGGCCCCACAAUCCAGAAUACUAUCUUUGAACAAGUCCUUCGGUUUCGCACGCAUCGCUACGUCAUCACAGCGGACAUUGAGAAAAUGUACCGCCAGAUUCUAAUUCAUCUUGACGACAGACAAUUUCAAAGGGUUCUGUGGCCUUACCAAGGCAAACUCAGAACUUUUCAACUCAACACCGUGACGUUUGGUACAGCCGCUGCUCCGUUCUUAGCUAUUCGUACCAUACAACAACUUGCGCGUGAUGAGGCACAGAACUUCCCACGUGCCAGUAAACUUCUACUUCGUGAUUUUUAUGUUGACGAUUUCAUCUCCGGAGCAGAUUCUCUAGACGAACUUAUAACCAUUAGAGAUGAUAUGAUCGCAUUGCUCUCUCGCGGCGGUUUCGUCAUCCGCCAAUGGUCAUCCAAUCAUCGUUCAGCUUUGGAUAAGAUUGAUAAAAGCUUCUUUGAUUUGGAUUGCUUGAUCAAAGAUGAUCCAGUCCAGAAGACUUUGGGUAUCAUAUGGGAUGCCCAAGGUGAUCUGUUGCAGUACACUUUGACUCAAGUUGAUCCUAACGUUGUUGCAACCAAACUCCUCUCAGAAGUAUCAAAGAUCUUCGAUCUUCUAGGACUCUUAGGACCCGUGACUUUAUUCGCCAAAGUCUUAAUUCAAGACUGCUGGAAGGCAAAGAUUACAUGGGAUGAGCCUCUUCCUCAAGAUAUCCACACAAAAUGGACGUCGCUAGUACUCCAGUUGCCAAAAAUACGUGAAGUCUCGGUUCCUCGACAGAUUUUAAUCCAAAAUCCCUCUCGCAUCGAAAGCCAUGGAUUUAGUGACGCCUCCAGUCACGGAUAUGGAGCUUGUCUGUAUCUCAAAUCCAGCAAUCCUCAAGGUCCUAGAUGGCUAAUUCUCGGAGAACCUGAAUGGUCACAAUUCAUCGUACCCUCGGCAGUUCUAGUGCAAGGACUGAAAAGGAAUCUCUGCCUGAUCACUACCACUUCAUGUGACUCUCUGUAUUCUCAGUUCUCUGAUUUCAAACGAUUUGUAAGAGUCGGUGCGUACAUCCGGCGAUGGAAGUAUCCACAAACCCCUUGGACCCGUCCACUCACUAACAAAGAACUCUACGAGGCUGAGCAUCAAAUCGUCAUGAUGGUUCAGCGUGAGCGUUUCUCUGUUGAAGUACGAAGGCUCACAACUAAUCAAUCUUCGACGAACUCAACUCGUUCAUCAGCAAAGGGAACCUCGUUUGAUCAAUUGCAUCCCUUCGUAGACGACAAGGGACUGCUUCGUGUGGGCGGUCGGCUCAAGAAGUCCGAACUAUCGUACAAUCAGAAACGCCCAAUCUUGUUGCCUAGUAAACAUCCGGUUACCGACAUGAUCAUCCAUCGGGCUCAUCAUUAG
Molecule: messenger RNA, 1560 nt
Organism: Diachasma alloeum
Lineage: Eukaryota; Metazoa; Arthropoda; Insecta; Hymenoptera; Braconidae
Exons: 2
Coding region: 1-1560 (519 amino acids)
Source: RefSeq, a predicted model, not a curated record